Messenger RNA from Paramecium tetraurelia, 231 nucleotides. RefSeq lists its product as uncharacterized. The transcript is spliced from 2 exons. Lineage: Eukaryota; Ciliophora; Oligohymenophorea; Peniculida; Parameciidae. The record is from RefSeq and is a predicted model, not a curated record.
AUGGGAUGUACCCAAUAGAAAAUUUCAAAGAAGGAUUAAUUGAUGGAGGUUCCUAAAUAAAAUCUAUAAACUGGACCAAUUAUCAUGAGCAACAAAAUCGUAUUGUUACAAAUUUCAUAUUACAACGGAAGGUAAUCCCUGAAAUCCAUUGAUUAAAGCACCAUAUUGAAAAGAAGAAGAACUAAAGAAUAAAUAACUGAGCAAUCCUCCCCAACGAAAAUUUACAAGUGA